GACUCAGACGGUGAGCGCAGCGAGAGCCGAAGCAGAGAAGAUCCGGCUGCUCGGGGAGGCCGAGGCUCACGCUCUGGAAGCAGUCGGGGUGUCGGAAGCCGAGCGUAUGCGUAUGAAGGCGACGGUUUACAAGAAGUACGGAGACGCGGCGAUACUCAACAUCACUUUGAACGCCCUGCCGAAGAUCGCAGCCGAAGUCGCGGCACCGUUAGCGAGAACGGAAGAGAUCGUCCUUCUCGGUGGCAGCGACACGACCAGCGGAGAGCUCACGCGUCUCGUAGGGCAAGUACCUCCAGCUGUACAUGCAUUGACUGGAGUAGAUCUUUCCAAAGUAUUAGGGAAAAUACCAGGCGCAAAGUAAGUACUUCGGAGUCCUGCCAGUGUGAGUUGUGAGCAGCGACGACCGGGCGAACGAAUAUGAAGGGAAACCGGUUUCGAGGAAGGGGCAAAAUCUGUACUGCCAAACUGUUUCUCCGCUACUCUAUUACCUAGCGACGACACUCUCCGCUUUUUUCUCUUUCCCGAAUUUUGCUCUACCUCAAGUCUAGCUACCGAAGUAGCGCCACGCGGACACGUGUGUGUGUCAUUCUUCGUCUCGCGCGCGCAUAUGUCCGUUCGUGUUGUGUGCGUUUCGCGCGGAACGUUCUUUACUUUAAAACGAGGCGCGUCUACGACGCGCGGACGAGCGUCUUUUCGUUCGUGCGACGCCGUUGCGAUCGAGAUUCUCGGGUGGCGCGGGAACAGAGCGAGCGGAAUCGCAAUGCGUCGUACGAACAGAGCAUUUCAACCGCGGUAGUUCCAAAAGUUUCGCUGUUUUAUCCCUUUUACAUUGUUGACAUCGUUCCGAAAAUUGACGACAAAAAAGAGACACUGCCCAUGAUGGUCAUUAUGCCUAAGGUGGGAACGAUUACGAGUGCGUUGCGUUCACACAGCUGUUAUCGGUGGGACGCAUGAUCGAACCACGGUACUUGCCUCGUGAUCGAAAAUAUAUUGCCAACCGCGUUCGUUGAUCGUUCGAUGGGAGGAGCAGAAAAUCGCAAUAAACACCACACAUUCGUCCGCUCGCAUAAAUAUAUAUUUUUACUACACAGUAGGGAUGGGCGAUUUGGAGGGAAUGGGGGGAAUCAAUGUGCAAAUAAUCGGUCAUUUCUUCUUACAACUCGUGGAAUAUAGUCGUGGAUUAUUUUUUAGUCUUUUUUACAACUGCGUUUGUGAUAUCGGAUAAAUUGUAAUUGAUAGUGUUUAAUAGUAAAAGUAUGUGAAAGCACCGCCGAUUAGAAGGAGAAAAAGAAAAAGAAAACGAGAGAGAGAGAGAGAGAGAGAGAGAGAGAGAGAGAGAGUCGUACUACUUCAGGAUAGAAAGUCUAUUCGACUUGUUUCGAGUCGUAUUGCAUACACUACAUACGAAAAUCACAGGAUCAUCUUUCUUGAUCGUGGACAAAGUUUAACGGACUGUAACUUCCGUACAAAUGAAGAUAAUAACGUGUUUCACAAAGUAUUUUACAGCUCGGUGUCUCUGGUUUUCAGAUUUAUCUUAAAAUUUAAUGUUUACUUCUUUCUUCCGAUGUUGAACAUAAACUACAUUUUUAAAGCAAAAUUCCGUCAAAUGUUAACAUUGGUGAAAUUUGCCUAUUUGCAUUGUGUGAGUAGAGAAUAAUACAUAAGUGACGUUUGAGUUAAAAGGGCGAAUUUUCUACUUUAAGAACUCGGCUGAAAGUUGAGGUUGAAAAUUGAACUAGCGUCAUUUCUUAUUUAACUCGAUGUAUCUUAACGUAAAUUAACAGCAACAUUAUGAUCUUGACAUGUCUGUAAACUAGAUACUUCAAGCUUUAAGGUACUUUUUGAACCGUCUCAUUAUCUUUGUUUCUCCCGAAGUGACAGCUCGUUUAAGAUUCCGUCUAUAUUUUAUAUGUAAAGUGUACGUCUGAUUUAUUAUUGAGUCGCACUACUUCCUCGAUUUGUCGUGAGGUACAGUAGCGCUCCGUAACAGAGACUUCGGAACUAAAUAUCAUAGUCCAUACCCAAGAUUCAAAUCUUCUUUAACUCACCGAUCACUUAGCUGAGACUCAAGCCUUUCUGGCAAGCUGCUAACUCUAAUUUUAAUAAUUAAUAUCUCGAAAAAUUAAAUAAAUUCGACAAAACCCUUAACAUGGUUUGAAUAUUUUUCAAUAUAAUUUUACCGUAUUUAAUUGCCAUUUUCGGAAAUACGCUUACCCAUCACCGCUCAAUUAAAUACAGCAAAACUCCAUGGAAAAAAGUAUUUGACCCGUAUCGAGUGUUUCGUUGAAUUCAUUUUCAUAUAUUAAUUAUUUUAAUUUUAAUUAUUCUUUUAGUUUUCAGAUAUAAAUUAUUAAAGUUAGAUCUAGCCGUUCGCCAAAAGGUUUGAGUCUCGGCUAAGUGAUCAUGAAUGUCGGUUGAAAAAGGUUCGAAUCUUGGGUUGGACGUCGACAUAUAGUUCCAAAGUCUCCGCUACGAUGCGCUACCGUAUUUCACAACGAAUCGAGAAAGUAGUGCGACUCGAUAAUAAGUCAGGCAUACUUAUAUAAAACACAAACGCUUGCUGAAUUAUAUAUGAAUUUUGCCCAUACAUAUAUGAUUAUAUACGUACAUAUCGUAUAGACAUAUAUGAUCAUAUACGUCUAUACGAAAAAAAUGAUGCUUUGUCAUUUAUUAAUUAAAUGUCGAUAUCAUGUGUUGUCAGAAGCACAAGUAAGCCGGAAGCAUUUACUUCGAUUGUGUUUGUAUAUAAUUUAUAAACGACAGUAUUUUUUCGUUACGGAUAUAUAUGAUUACAUAGUCAUAUAUAGGCAAAUUUUAUUUGAUAUGAUCUUUUCUCUCCCCCGGAUAUCUGCUACGGUAUUCUGAUCGAAUCCGCUGCCGAUCUGCUGGCGUACUGCUAACAUUUCGCUCACCGGGCUCACCUGCUUUUCGUGAUCGUGCGAGAUGAUCCUUCAAGUUUUGCGCGUGGUGCAACACAACUCAGGCAUCAGUCGAGACUUCUUGUUUUCAAAUAACAAAUGAAAUACGCCAGACAAGUAGAACACAUCACCCAUCUCUCCUGUUACAUACUAAAUACUUUUUACAUAUUAGAGAAAUACGCGGCGCGUCACAAAUUUCACCACAAAGCGGCAUCGUUAGCCGGGGGGGGGGGGGGGGAUUUUCUUGCGGGAGAGAUCGCGAGCUUCGCGAAGGUGCGUGUUCCGAGUGCACAAAAAAAAAGUGGCGCCGAAUAUAUCUAUUCAACGGGAAACAAGCCUAUCGAAUCACUGCCGAAACCGAGAAUCCUUUCUGCUCCUUCCACGGUCCUUCGGUUAUUCUCGAAAACGUCUAACGUAUACAAAUUCAGGUCUGAUAUACGGGAUACAUGAUGAUGUAUCGCUGAGUCGCGCGCAGAGGAGAGGUCCUUCUAAAUUUCACGAGGCACGAACGAUCGCUUAAUCGAUAUAUCAGCAACGAGUCUAUGUGUUCCACCGGUAUAUGGAGAACGGACAGCCAGCCAGCCGCUAAUCAAUAUAUAUAUAUAUAAAUAUAUAUACCGAAAUUCGAAAUUUCAAUAUAACCAAUGUGAUUAAAAAGAGUUUCGAUCAUUGUGUUCAAUGUAAUUAAGUAACUUAACGGACGAGGAGAAGGAUGAGUUAGACGUUCAGCGCGGUUCAGGACCGGUGCACCACAGCUGCACCGUGGUCUCUCGUAGUCUCUGUACAUACUUAUAGUCACCGUAUGUAUAAAUAGUCAAGAAGUUUCUAUCUCCCCCGUGGAAACGGAAGGAAGGAAGGAGUGGAAGAGUGUGCGCCACGCGCGCGGCGUACCUCGAGAUUUAAAAGCAAAAAAAA
Molecule: messenger RNA, 3833 nt
Organism: Dinoponera quadriceps
Lineage: Eukaryota; Metazoa; Arthropoda; Insecta; Hymenoptera; Formicidae
Product: flotillin-2-like
Exons: 3
Biological process (GO): protein localization to plasma membrane; regulation of myoblast differentiation
Cellular component (GO): plasma membrane
Source: RefSeq, a predicted model, not a curated record